Molecule: messenger RNA, 1888 nt
Organism: Macadamia integrifolia
Lineage: Eukaryota; Viridiplantae; Streptophyta; Magnoliopsida; Proteales; Proteaceae
Product: ATPase GET3A-like
Exons: 7
Coding region: 334-1410 (358 amino acids)
Biological process (GO): post-translational protein targeting to endoplasmic reticulum membrane
Cellular component (GO): GET complex
Molecular function (GO): ATP binding; ATP hydrolysis activity
Source: RefSeq, a predicted model, not a curated record
AACAUGUUAGCACAAGAGGCGGAAGGUUACGCCGUUUUGAACCUUCUUUCGCUUGCCCAUUAGACCCGGCAAAGUAUAUAUGCUGCGAACUCAGAGGCUACUGAGAUGGUCUGAGACUCCCCUCCUUCUUUCCUUUCUGGUUACGCAUAAUUAGUUUGCCUCUGUUAUUGUAAUUGGAGUUUUCCCUUUAAUGGUUCUUUGAUUUUGGCUGUUUCAUUUGGGAAUUCAAUUCAAUUUAAGAAGAAGUAAGAAGUUUCGUUCGUGUAUCUGGGUUUUGCACGAGAGGACCGGAGGCAGAGACAAAGGAAGAGGGACAGAGAUUUUUCGCUAUUCAUGGAGACGGAGUUGGAAUUGCCAGAAGGAACAGUGCAGAACAUUUUGGAACAAGAGAGUCUCAAAUGGGUUUUCGUUGGAGGAAAAGGUGGUGUUGGGAAAACGACUUGCAGUUCGAUCCUCUCUGUCCUUCUCUCUAAGGUUCGAUCCUCUGUUUUGAUCAUCUCCACCGACCCGGCUCAUAAUCUGAGCGAUGCGUUUCAACAGCGCUUCACCAAAGCGCCCACUUUGGUCAAUGGAUUCACAAAUCUCUACGCUAUGGAGGUGGAUCCCAAUGUAGAGAAUGAGGAAUUGCACAAUGCGGAAGGAAUGGACAGUUUUGUUUCUGAGUUGGCGAAUGCAAUUCCUGGAAUCGAUGAGGCUAUGAGCUUUGCGGAGAUGCUCAAAUUGGUGCAAACAAUGGAUUACUCUGUUAUCGUGUUUGAUACGGCUCCAACAGGUCACACACUCCGGCUGUUGCAGUUCCCAUCAACAUUGGAGAAGGGGCUGGCAAAAAUGAUGACCUUGAAAAAUAAAUUCGGAGGCCUUCUCAGUCAGAUGACUCGCAUGUUCGGCGUUGAUGGUGAAUUCGGUGAGGAUGCAAUUCUGGGAAAGCUGGAAGGCAUGAAAGAUGUGAUUGAACAAGUGAAUAAGCAAUUCAGGGAUCCAGACUUGACAACUUUCGUCUGUGUUUGCAUUCCGGAAUUCUUGUCUCUUUAUGAGACAGAGAGGUUGGUGCAAGAACUCACGAAGUUUGAGAUCGAUACUCACAAUAUUAUCAUCAACCAAGUAAUCUUCGAUGAAGCUGUUGAAUCCAAGUUGCUGAAAGCACGAAUGCGGAUGCAACAAAAGUAUCUUGAUCAGUUCUACAUGUUGUAUGAUGACUUCAACAUUACCAAGUUGCCAUUGCUUCCAGAAGAGGUGUGUGGGGUUGAAGCUCUGAAAACAUUUUCACAUCACUUUUUGACACCAUAUCAACCUUCCCUGCCUAGAGGAUCUGUUGAAGAGCUCGAUCAGAGAGUAUCCAUACUAAAAGAACAGUUAAAAGAAGCUGAGUUGGAACUAGAGAAAUUGAGAAAAGGAAAGGACAAGGUCUGAUCUAUCUUUCUAGUUGCCAGUGAUCUAGUUCUUUUAUGUCGCUGCUGCAAAAACAGUGGCUUGCCCCGCUGCAUCUGGCUGCCACUGGAAGGUAUUAUUUUUCUCUGCUCCUCAGUCUGAACGAUUGCCAUGGAUUCUAAAAAAAAUUGUUUGGACUCCGGGAGCAGAACAAUCUCCAAAGUCUACAUGGGUUUCAUCUGGCUAAUAUACGUUGGUGCGAACAUAGAAUCCUAUUAGCCUUAUAGGCUGUACCAUAGUUAGCAAAUUCGGAUUCAUGAAUAAUUCAGAAUGAGAAUGUAGUGAAAUGCCUUUGAUAGAUUAUAAGUUUGAUUUAUGUUUCAAAGAUUCAGGGUUGAAACUCGUCCGAUUUCAUACUUUGUUGUGGAAGUUUUAUUUUGAUUGAUUGGCAAGUCACAGUACUCACAAUCAUCUAAACUGUGGAAUGAAAAUUUUCAGGUGGAAUCAUCUGUUUCCUGAA